Molecule: messenger RNA, 3231 nt
Organism: Triticum aestivum (bread wheat)
Lineage: Eukaryota; Viridiplantae; Streptophyta; Magnoliopsida; Poales; Poaceae
Product: serine/arginine repetitive matrix protein 2
Exons: 14
Coding region: 66-2843 (925 amino acids)
Source: RefSeq, a predicted model, not a curated record
AAACCCAGGCUCAGCAGCUCGUGCCCCCGUCCCGUCCGACCCCCCUUCCUCUCCGCCCCGCCUCCAUGGACGCGUACCACCACCACCAGCGCCGCUUCGACGGCUCCGGCUCCGGCGACGCGCCGCCGCCGCAGCCCCCUCCGCCCUCCAACUGGUAUCCCAGCCCCGCGCCGCCGUACCACCCUCCCCACCCCAACCACCCGUACCCUCCCCAGCACCACCAGUGGGGCCACCCGCCCCCCGACCUCCAGCACCAGCACCGCCCUCCGCCUCCGCUGCAGUACGCGUACCAGCCCCCUCCCCCGCCGAUGCAGCAGCAGAUGCAGCCGCCGCCGCCCGCGCCCGGGAACCCCUGGCCUCCUCACCACGCUGCGGCCCAGCCCCCGCCGCAGAGCUACCCGCCUCCGCCUCCGCCUCCGGGACAGGCUUGGCCGAAUCAUUCAUGGCCUCAAAAUCAUGGAUACCCAGGGCUUGCCAAUGAGGACGAUUGGGCCACAAAGGCAAAGGAAUGGGCUUCUGCUAAAUCUGUUACAGAGAACCACCAGAUUCAGCAGCAUGCCAUUCCAAGUAGAACAGAAAUUCACCAUUAUGGCCACAAUGAUCAGUAUCAGCAACCAGCUGGUCUGCCGGCAGAACCUUUACACCCACCAAUUCCACAAUCAAGUAGCGACCAGUUGCUGUUUCAAAUGUCAGGUCAACAGAGGGAAACAAACUAUUUGCAAGAUAGAGGUCCAAUGGCGCCACCACCGAAGAAUUUUGGUCCAUUUCCAUCCACCUAUGAGCAGGAGGUACCUUAUAAUUAUUCUUCUGCUCAAGGUAAUGGGAAUGCUAUGCUUCAAUAUCCAAGCCCACAAGCUCAGCCAUCUCUGAGUGCUUCAUCAGUUCAAGACGGAUUUCCUCGCGGGCCUCCUGGUGUGCCUGGGCAUGGUUUACAGUCUUAUAGGAUGAUGGCUGAUCCCAGUGACCAACCCUUGGAGUUCAAUGACAGAAAAGCUCCUGAUAUGGCAGUACAUGAGACAAUAAAUAUCAGAUCUAGUGCUCCAACAGCAGUGUCUGAACAUGGCACAGUUCCAACAUCAACUCAAUCAUGGGGCCCAUCUGCUCCAGUUGGAUAUUUUCAUCCAGCUCCAGUACCACCACAAGCAUCACAGAUGGAUCCUUCUUUGCAUGCUGGACCACUCUUUGGAGCACUCUCUGGUUCGAACUAUGUUCCACCUGCAGCAUUUGGUGUUGGUAGUGUAACUGAAGCAUUCCCUACAGACCCAAACACUCUUUUCAAUGUUGCAGAACGGUCAAAGAAACCUCCAGUACCUAACUGGCUUCGAGAAGAGCUUCUAAAAAAAAAAUCCACUCCAGUGAGUUCUUCAGUGCAGCAUUCGACAAAUUAUGAUUCCAUGGAUUCUGAAGAUGCUGCGGAACCACCAAAAAGAGCUGACCAAACUGAUAGUAGAAGCAUUGGUUCAGCAAAAUCAAUCGUAGCUGAUGAGGAUGAAGUUGAAGCGGCACGGACGGCAGCAAUCAACAAGGAAAUUAAACGUGUGUUGACAGAAGUUCUUCUAAAGGUUACUGAUGAUCUUUUUAACGAGAUUGCAACCAAAGUUAUGAAUGAAGAUGAUUCAUCAGCUGAACCAAAUGAGACCACUGGUGUCUCUAGCUCAAAGGACCUUGGUCUGGGAGAAUCAAAAGUCAAGACCACAGCUAAAGUUGUAGUCCCUGCUAAGCUAAACAAUGUUAGCUCUACUGGUCGUUCUGAUGGUAAUGGGCUAAGUUCUCCUAAAGGUGCUCUUCUUGGUCUUGCUAGUUAUGAUUCAGAUGACGAGGAUGAUGAGGCUGACGGUGAUGGUAAGGAUUUAAUUUCAAAUUUAUCAUCCGAAAUGAAAGUUGAUGCAGCUCAUCCUAAAGAAAGUGAGAAUGUUGAUGGUGAACUGCACAAUAAUAGUAAUGGAAGUAUUGCUUCAGUCCAAAGUGUUUCAUCCGGAGAUGAUCCUAAAUCCAGUGACAAAAGAUCUCAGAGUAGGCCAACUGCAGAAUCUGAACGAGAGCCAAGUAUUCAUGACACACAGAAUGGAGAAGCCAAAACUUCUAUUCAGCCAAUUGGUGUGAUUCAUAAAACGAAUGAGAAGGCACAUGGACAUGCAGAGGUGGAUUUCCAAAAUGGAAAAACCUCUUCCGGCCAUCAUACUGAAAAUAAUAAUAAUAAUAAUGCGGAGAGCACUCACAGGCAUUUUGAAAGGAACAGUCAUGAGAAAGAUCUUAAAGAGGUGAAGGUUGUCAAUGGGAAAGACUCUGAGCCUUCUAGAACUGACAAGUUUAGAGAUGGUGACAAGCAUAGCAUGCCUGAAAAUAUUGAUAAAAAAGGCACCCACAAAGAGGAAAAGGGUUCUGGCAGGUAUGCAAAACAUGGAUUGGAUAGAUGGGAUGAUGCCAAAAGAGAUCGAAAGGACCUUCCAAAGGAUACAAGAGAGAGAAAGAGGGAUUCUGCUGAUAGAAGAGACAUAGGAAAAGAUGGGAAUGACGACAGAUCAAGGCAAAUUACUAAGAGCUCAGCUAGCCACAGCAGUAGAAGGUCACGGUCACGGUCACCAAGUGGGAGAAGCCGUACUAGGAAUGAGAGUUCUUCACGUGUUCGAGGGAGUGUUUCAAGCGACGAGCCUUCUGAUAAUGCAAAAAGGAGAAAGAGCCAUUCUCGUAAAAACAGCAUGUCCCCCUCACCUCCAAAAUCUAGGAGCAGACGAGUUUCGCGGUCUCCACAUAGCAAGCAUUCUCACCGCAGGCAUUCACCUUAUUCAUCUGCUGAAAGGAAGAAGCGGUCCAGAUCUAGAACUCCGGUCAAGAGGAGGUAGAAGAAAGUAGGUGGUUUUGUUUGUUUCAACUAGGGUUUCUUGCCCUUUGUCCUUCCGAUGAAGAAACAGCAUUUGAAUGCCCACGAAACAAUGAUGCUGGAUCGAGCUUCCAACAAAGAAGAUGACUCGACGACCCACGUGAUGGAUGUUGUUCGAAGGAUGAUGCAUGGUGCCCAGCGGAAGAUAUGUCCAGUUUGCCAAUAUUAGGAUAUGUAAUGUUCUGUACAAGCAGCGGACUUCAUAAUUUGUAGCUCUAGCAUCCCUUUUAACUACUUUAUUACUUGUAUUUUCUCUUGGGGUCAUGUAGUACUAGUAUGCAAGGAGACUGGCCGAGUUUCGUCGGGACAUGCUGCGAUGUAAUUUUGUAUUGUUAUAUGUGCUCAUCGCC